AUGGAUAAUAUCAUUUAUUAUUAUUUAAUUAAUAAUUAUAACAAUAAUAAUAAUAAUAAUAAAAAUGAAAGUGAAGAAUUUUUAUAUUGUUUAUUAAUAUUAUCAAUUAAUAAUUUAAAUAUAACAUUUAAUCAAUUACAAGAAUAUUGUAAUAAUAUCAAUGAUAAAAACAAUAUCGGAAACAUUCAAAAAAAAAGAAAAAUAUCAAUACAAGAAGAAGAAAAAGAACAAAAUUAUUUAAAUGAUUUAAAAGGAUUAAAUUAUCAACAAUUUCAAAUAAUAAAUAAUCAUUUACAUAUUAAUAUUUUGGGAAAUAAAAGAAUAGCAUUCGAUUGUUCAAUUCAAAUAAUUAUUAAAAAUAAUUUAAAUCAUCAAAUCAUUAAUAAUAAUAAUCAAUUAAUUUUAAAAUCAUUACCAUUGGACCAAAUUAAUAAAGAAUUAAAUCAAUAUAUUGAUUAUAAUUAUAUAUUAUUUAAAAAAUUUGACCAAGCAUUAACUUGUAACAUCAUUGGUAAUACUCUUAAAACCAUUAAUUUUGGUAGUAGAUUUAAUCAAGCAUUAAGUGAUUCAAAUGGUACCAUUUUGAAUGGAUCAAUACCAAAAUCAAUUACAGACCUCAACUACCAUUUUAAUUCAAAAAACAAUUCAAUUAAAUUAAUUCCAAAUUCAACAGUUAGAGAUUCAAAUUCAAAAUCAAUACCUGGUGGCACAACUUCAUUAACAUUUGAUUCUUCUUUCGAUCAAAAAAUUAAAAGAGGAAUGAUUCCACAUAAUGUUACAUCAUUGGAAUUCCUUGGUUCUAGAGGUUCUAAAAUUGAAUCAAACUCAUUACCAAUAUCAAUUAAAACUUUAGUUUUUGAUGUCCAUGAAACUUCCAAUAACUUAAAGGAUAUCUUCCUACCAAAUAUUACAAGUUUAACAUUGAAUAGUUGCUCUGAUUAUCAACAAUUACCAAAAUCAAUUCAAACACUUUCAAUUUAUAUUCCCUUGGAUUCAACACUGAUAAAUCCUUUUUCUGGUUUUAAAAAUUUAACAUCAUUAGAUAUCCAGACACAGGAACAUAAUUUACCAGAUGAAAUAUUCCCAAAUUCUCUCACAACUCUAACUUUGGAUUGUCCAAAUUUACAAUUAACGAAUAAUCUACUCCCAAAAAAUCUUAAAACUUUACUUAAAUAA
This is a messenger RNA of Dictyostelium discoideum AX4, 1176 nucleotides long. RefSeq lists its product as hypothetical. NCBI's taxonomy places the organism in Eukaryota, Evosea, Eumycetozoa, Dictyosteliales, Dictyosteliaceae. The transcript is spliced from 5 exons. Bases 1 to 1176 code for a protein of 391 amino acids. The record is from RefSeq and is a predicted model, not a curated record.